AUGGAUGCUAUUCUGGGACAUCUCCCUUUUGUGAGGGUCUACCUUGAUGACGUCCUGAUCUUUAGUAGAUCUGAUGGAGAGCAUUUGGAGCAUUUGAGGAUCGUCUUUGAGCUCUUACGUGUGGCUGGUAUGACGCUGGCCGCUGAGAAGUGCGAGUUUAUGCAGGAUCGAGUGACCUAUUUGGGUCACAUGUUCAAUAGUACUGGGAUGAGUCCCGACUUGGGUAAGGCCGAGUGGGGCAAGGAGGAAGAGCUGGCCGUCAAUGACCGGAAGCAGUGGAUAGCCAGUCUCCCCUUGUUGGCCUACCCAGAUUUCUCGAGACCGUUUCAGCUCAUGACCGACGCCAGCGAUGUAGCGAUAGGGGCGGUGGUGGAGCAGGACGGAAGGCCUUUAGCCUUCUGCAGCCAGUCUCUGACCCCUACCCAGAAAGUCUGGCCGGUGUAUGAGCGGGAAGCCUAUGCUAUCUUCAAGACACUGGAACGGUUCAGACCGUUGCUCUGGGGUUACCAUUUGGAGUUGGUCGUCUUUUCGGAUCACAAGCCUUUAGAAUGGAUACAGACGGCUACGACUGCGAAAGUGCAACGCUGGCUCAUUAGUAUGUCCCAGUUCAAGUUUAAAGUAUUUUACGAGAAGGGUAAGCACAACGUCGUAGCUGAUGCCUUGUCCCGAAUUACUACGUCCGACGACAAAAUGCCAGAGCCAGAUCUUGGAGCAUUCCAGCGUGAAUUGUAA
Messenger RNA from Perkinsus marinus ATCC 50983, 732 nucleotides. RefSeq names its product retrovirus polyprotein, putative. The record is from RefSeq and is a predicted model, not a curated record. Bases 1 to 732 code for a protein of 243 amino acids. The transcript is spliced from 2 exons. NCBI's taxonomy places the organism in Eukaryota, Perkinsozoa, Perkinsida, Perkinsidae.